AUGAGUAACUGCCAAGCUUGCUGUGACUGUGAACUAGGCCCCAGAAAAUCCAUCCAGGAGCUCAAUCAACUUAGAGCCUCCAACCCGGGAGAGAGCUUCCCUUGCACCGCCAGGCCAGGGCAGUCAGGGCCCUUCUUCCACCCGCCCACUCUUCUGGCGCGGCCCUUCUGCCGACACCUCCCCAGUUAUCAAUACCGCCUCUUCGCAUUUCGGAAGAAACGGGAAGCAGCUCCUGGUAGACGAAGAGGAAGACAAACCUACAGUCGUUUCCAAACCCUAGAGCUGGAAAAAGAAUUCCUUUUUAACCCUUAUCUGACCAGGAAGAGAAGAAUUGAGGUCUCCCACGCCCUAGCCCUCACGGAGAGACAGGUAAAAAUCUGGUUCCAGAACAGGAGAAUGAAAUGGAAAAAAGAGAACAACAAGGACAAAUUCCCAGUUUCCCGACAGGAGGCAAAGGAUGGAGAAACCAAAAAAGAAACCCAAGAGCUGGAGGAAGACAGAGCCGAAGGCCUGACAAAUUAA
Messenger RNA from Puma concolor (puma), 522 nucleotides. The record is from RefSeq and is a predicted model, not a curated record. NCBI's taxonomy places the organism in Eukaryota, Metazoa, Chordata, Mammalia, Carnivora, Felidae.